AUGGAGCCAACAGCACACUCCGACCCGAAUCUAAACCAGACCCGACCAAACGAACCAGAGCUCGACCUCUACACCAUACCCAGCUACUCCAGUUGGUUUUCGUGGCACGAUAUUCACGAGACAGAGAGAGUGGCUCUAAGAGAAUUCUUCGAUGGGAGCUCAAUAACGAGAACUCCAAAAAUCUACAAAGAAUACAGAGACUUUAUAAUCAAUAAGUACCGUGAAGAUCCUUCUAGAAGGUUAACAUUCACGGAGAUUCGAAAGUCACUGGUUGGUGACGUUAGUUUGUUGAAUAAAGUCUUUCUGUUUUUGAAUAACUGGGGAUUGGUUAAUUUUAGCUGUGAAAAGGAUGAGGGAACGGGUUUGAGUUUGGGUUCGGGUAAUGUGGAUGUUCGGGUUGAAGAUGGGGCUCCGAAUGGAGUUCGGGUUGUGGAGAUGCCUGAUAAGUUGAAACCCAUUUCGGUGGGGUCGGUGCAAAGUGGGGCGGAGGGUAGUGGUGGAGUGUUGAAGUUGCCGCCUUUGGCGUCAUAUUCGGAUGUUUUUGGUGAGUUUGUUGGGAAGAAGAAAGAGGCUGUUUGUGGUAACUGUGGCGGAAGUUUUGAGUCGGGCCGGUAUGAGAGUAGUAAGCAGGAUGAUUACGUAAUCUGUCAAAAAUGCUUAAGUGAUGGAACAUAUGGCGAGAACAAGUCUAAGGAUGAGUUCAAGCUUAAUGAUAAUGCCGACAACAAUGGUACCAAUUCAGCUGUGUGGACUGAGGAAGAGACUUUGCGUCUUUUAGAAUCUGUUUUGAGGCAUGGGGAUGACUGGGACCUUGUUGCUCAAAAUGUUCAAACCAAGACCAAACUUGAUUGUAUUUCUAAGCUCAUUGAGCUGCCAUUUGGAGAUCUUAUAUUGAGUUCUACAUAUGGAAAGGGCAACUCUAAUGGACAGAGUGGGAGCACAAACAACUCAAAACAAGUUCCUGUGGCUCCAUCUAAGCUUCAAGAUGAUACAAAAAAUGAAGACCAAUUGCAUGAGCAGAUGAAUGCAAAUGAGGAGAAUGGAGUUAUUGUGGAUGACGGUCCAUCUUUGAAAAGAAAACGCAUUACUUCCGUUUCAGAUGCUGGUGGCUCUCUGAUGAAACAAGUAGCUCUUUUCUCAACCAUGGUUGGCCCAGAUAUCACAGCUGCUGCAGCUGAGGCUGCUGUUGCAGCACUUUGUGAUGAAACCGCAUGCCCAAGGGAGAUAUUUGAUGGUGAGGAGGAUUUUCCUACUAAGGGGUUUUCGUCUCCCUCCUUCCAUUCCAAGUCUGAGAGAGUGGAUGAGGUUGAUGACUCAGAGAUGAAGCGAACACCCACUCUGUCAGGAACUGAGGAGACACCUGCAUGGCAAAAUGACAUACCUCUAUCUUUGCGUCUUAGAGCUGCUGUUGCAACAGCUCUCGGGGCUGCUGCUGCUCAUGCUAAAUUACUGGCGGAUCAGGAAGACCGAGAAGUUGAGAAUUUGAUGGCAACCAUAGUUGAGACACAGUUGAAGAAGCUGCACCACAAAAUGAAGCACUUUGAUGAUCUGGAGCUGAUAAUGGAGAAGGAAUAUGCUGAAUUAGAUGAACUAACAGAGUCAUUAACUGAGGAGCGGAUUGAUGUCUUGCAGAGGGCAAUUCGUGCAGGCAUAUCUAAAUGGAGGGAUCAUGCUUCCAUAAAAUCUCACAUGGCAAAUGUAGUUUGA
Dovyalis caffra is the source of this 1707-nucleotide messenger RNA. Lineage: Eukaryota; Viridiplantae; Streptophyta; Magnoliopsida; Malpighiales; Salicaceae. The record is from the annotation of a GenBank genome assembly.